CCCCGGCAGCGUGCCUGGCGGGCCUUUCCGCAUCCCUCGGUCCCUCCACCGGUCCUUCCGUCGGUGCAUCCCGAGUGCGCGGCCGCAGCAGACUCGCCACACCCCCGGCUAGGCCGGAUCGGAGCGUCCCCAUCAUGGGCUGGGGAGCCGGCGGGAGCUGCACCCCGCGCCCACCCAUCCGCCAGCAGCCGGCGCCCGAGACCCGCGUGGUCACCGUCGUCUUCCUCGGCCUCCUGCUGGACCUCCUGGCCUUCACUCUGCUGCUGCCCCUGCUGCCCGGGCUGCUGGAGAGCCACAGCCGUGCCCACGACCCCCUCUAUGGCUCAUGGCAGCGAGGGGUGGACUGGUUUGCGGCAGCCAUCGGGAUGCCGGCAGAGAAGAGGUACAACAGCGUCCUGUUCGGAGGUCUCAUUGGCUCCGUCUUCUCAGCCUUGCAGUUCCUCUCGGCGCCGCUCACGGGGGCCAUCUCGGACUGCCUGGGGAGGCGCCCGGUGAUGCUGCUGUCCCUGGCAGGUGUGGCUGCCUCUUACGCCGUGUGGGCUGCCUCGGGGAGCUUCGCGGCCUUCCUGGCCUCCAGGGUGAUUGGGGGCAUCAGCAAGGGGAACGUCAGCCUCUGCACGGCCAUCGUGGCCGACCUGGGCUCCCCGUCGGCCCGCAGCCGAGGCAUGGCUGUCAUCGGGGUGGCCUUCUCGCUGGGCUUCACACUGGGCCCCACGCUGGGCGCCUCCCUGCCUGUGCAGGCAGCGCCCUGCCUCGCCCUGCUCUUCGCUGUCUCUGACCUGCUCUUCCUCUUCUGCUUCCUGCCGGAGACGCUGCCGCUGGACAAGCGGGCGCCCUCCGUCACCCUGGGGCUCCGAGCUGCGGCCGACCUGCUCAGCCCCCUGGCCCUGCUCCGCUUCUCCGCUGUGGCUCGUGGCCAGGACCCGCCCACUGGAGACAGCCUCCGCCACCUGCGCCGCCUGGGCCUGGUCUACUUCCUCUACCUCUUCCUGUUCUCCGGCUUGGAGUACACGCUGAGCUUCCUUGCACACCAGCGUUUCCAGUUCAGCAGCCUGCAGCAGGGAAAGAUGUUUUUCUUCAUCGGACUCACCAUGGCCACCAUCCAGGGCGCCUACGCCCGGCGGAUCAGCCCCGGUGGAGAAAUUGCAGCUGUGCAGCGGGCCAUCCUGCUGCUGGUCCCCGCCUUCCUCCUCAUCGGGUGGGGGCGCACGCUGCCUGUGCUGGGCCUGGGGCUGCUGCUCUACUCCUUCGCUGCUGCCAUCGUGGUGCCCUGCCUGUCCUCCGUGGUCGCCGGCUAUGGCUCGCCUGGGCAGAAGGGCACGGUCAUGGGCACGCUGCGGAGCCUGGGGGCCCUGGCCAGGGCGGUGGGGCCCUUGGCGGCCGCCUCAGUGUACUGGCUGGUGGGGGCCCCGGCCUGCUUCACCGCCUGCUCAGGCCUCUUCCUGCUCCCCGUCCUCCUCCUGCGGACCCUGCCACCUCCAGCUGCCUCAUUCAAGGCCAAGUAGCUGGGCCGGCCCCACCCACACCGGGGCAGGAGGCAGGAAGUCGGAGGCUGGGCCAGGAC
This is a messenger RNA of Pteronotus mesoamericanus, 1564 nucleotides long. RefSeq names its product major facilitator superfamily domain containing 10 (gene SLC75A1). Gene Ontology annotation, molecular function: transmembrane transporter activity. Bases 135 to 1505 code for a protein of 456 amino acids. NCBI's taxonomy places the organism in Eukaryota, Metazoa, Chordata, Mammalia, Chiroptera, Mormoopidae. Gene Ontology annotation, cellular component: brush border membrane. Gene Ontology annotation, biological process: transmembrane transport. The record is from RefSeq and is a predicted model, not a curated record. The transcript is spliced from 13 exons.